AUGACAAUCUUACCAAUAUCCCAGCACACUCACGCAAUCGGUCAGCCCAACACCCUGCAAAAGACGCAGGAUCUACACCUGCACCGAUUGUUGCCCUUCUUUCUCCUCAAAAAUGCACCCAGUCGGAAACGCAGGCCUUGGGCCUACACCACACGAGAGACGCCGGACUGGGGGACCCUCCUCAGCGGAGUGUAUGAUACCUGGGACCCUGCUAACCUGCCUGAACCAAUGCCAGAACCCGAACCGGAGGCCCAGAUGGCUGCCAUGGGAAGGCGAUCCCAAAAGCAGAACUCUUCGUCCGCUCACCAAGAUAUCGGAGCCCUUCUCCAGAAACAAGCACAGCCCAAGAUGGCGCCCGCGGAGAGCACCCCCGCUGCCCCACCGGCCGCAGCACCUGAGCACUCCCCACACUUCAAACACCCGUAG
Molecule: messenger RNA, 426 nt
Organism: Pelobates cultripes (western spadefoot toad)
Lineage: Eukaryota; Metazoa; Chordata; Amphibia; Anura; Pelobatidae
Source: the annotation of a GenBank genome assembly